Messenger RNA from Hyaloscypha bicolor E, 2073 nucleotides. RefSeq lists its product as uncharacterized. The record is from RefSeq and is a predicted model, not a curated record. The coding region runs from base 200 to 1651 and encodes 483 amino acids. Gene Ontology annotation, cellular component: membrane. Gene Ontology annotation, molecular function: metal ion transmembrane transporter activity. The transcript has a single exon. Gene Ontology annotation, biological process: transmembrane transport; metal ion transport. NCBI's taxonomy places the organism in Eukaryota, Fungi, Ascomycota, Leotiomycetes, Helotiales, Hyaloscyphaceae.
AGCGAUUCUGGAAAGCACCUGAUAUUUCCUCGUUGGGGGUUAUAAACGAGGUUUCGUUACUAAAGGAGAGCCCGUCCAAUGAAGCCCCGCCGAGGCGCCAAGAUCGAGAUGAAGCUGGCCAGCUGAGCACCCAACAUCUCUUGCGCAACCUCAUCUUUGACCGUCCACCUCCCAGCUCAUCACACCCAAGAGCCUAACUAUGCAAACACGAAGGCCUCAAUCGCGAACCGAUCUGGUACUCCCAGAAUCGCCUUUGUAUCAGCUAACGCCAUUGCGGCCAUUCAACAACACGAGGGAUGAUGCCUUUGGAAUGCAAGCUCCACCUCCCAUACACUUCAAUGUGGGUAACCUGAACGUCUUGUGUGAGAAGCAGUUCGUGCCUGGUCUCGAGUCCUUCGUUAAAUAUGCGAAGUGGAACGCUUCUUGCGGAUCGCUGCAAACCUGGUCUGGCUCUCCGAAUCUGCACAUCUCUAUUGGAACUGGCUCUGGCCAGCUAUCCACCCCGUUUUCUAUUACCUCGGAACGCUUUUGUUUAGUCUGUGCAGACUUUGGGUUCUCUCAAUCCUUUCUCCAGAAAGUGGUUGCCAAAGCUCCUAUGUUUGAAUAUCGAUUUGACUUCCCAACGUCCGCCAACACGUCUACACCGCCAAGCUUGGAAAUAGCAAUGUCCACUUUCGAAAAUGAUUCAUUCUUCUGUCUUCUACGAUACGAUUUGAAGGAGAGAACGUCGAAGGUUUUGAUAUUCUUGAAGGCUAUGGAUCACCUGAAGAAAAGGUCUCUAGUUGCCAACGAUCUAGUUGCAUGGCUUAAGUUAAAUCAAGCAAUUCUACAACGACACCCGCUAAUGAUACUCAAUGUCAUCCUUCAGUUCAUCCAGCACGAGGCCCAUCAGUACGUGCGUUGGCGCCUAGAACUCUACAACCUCGAAUCUCGUCUUGGGGUGACCAGAGACAGCGAUUCCCUUAAAUUAGGUAGAUACGCCGAGCUGGACCACGACUUCACACUUCUCAAUGCGGACUUGGCGGGGCUUGCUAAGAAGCUCGCAAAUACCGAGUUAUCUGCUUCGACAAUCCUUGAGCACGCAAAAGCCGUUCAAAGACUUGUUAAGAUCUGUGAUGAGUACGAGGAAGCUAACACGCCUGGUCAAAGCCAAUCAGCUGGGCGACUUGUCUCGGAACAGAAUGAGGAAAUCCAGUCAACCAUCAUCCGCGCGGAGCUCUACCUUCGCAAUAUGAAAAUGGCGCAGGAUGUGCUGCAAAGUCUCUCGGCGGUGCUUUACAACCGUAUCAACAAGCAAGACACCGACUCCAUGAAGACGAUUGCAGUCGUGACGUUGGUGUUCCUUCCUGCCACCUUCGUAUCGGCCAUUUUCUCAACCGGCAUCUUCAAUUUUCACGUCUCUGAGCCUUCGGAUCAACCAAGGGUUAUUUCGAAGUACGGCUGGGUGUACUUGCUCGCGUGUCUCCUCUCGACAACCUUAACGCUCGUGUCGUGGGUGUGUUGGUAUCGGUGGGGUCGCGUGUGGUUGGAGAAACUGAAGUUCUCGAGGAUACAUUCUGAUGAGAGGGAGAUUCCAAGCAAGGGCACCGAAGCUAGGCAAGAUCUCUGUACAGCACGCGUUCACAGCGAGCAGCAGGCUAUGAUGGACUAGUGCCAAAGCGUGGAUGAUCGUUAGAGUCCAUUCAUUGUUUCCGGUUCUUCAUAAAAUCCGUCCCCAACCGUUCCGGGUGACGAGCGUUAUGGAACAAAUAAGCGUGGCUACGUGGACGAUUCUAGAUAUGUGACCAGCCCAUCCAACCAGGAUUCAGUUCUGCAAGUCGUCGUAUCAGGUCAUGAGCCAGGGACUAGUAAGUAAUAUUUUUACUUUAGUCGUUCAGGUGAUUUCUAGGUUGUUUUAAGGUUGGUUCGUGGAGUCUUCGUUUCGAGGACAGAAGAAGGGGGUAAUGUUCUUUUGAGCGGGAAAGCUGGCAAUACAUGUUACGAACAGCGACGACGGAACACUAUUUUUCAAUGUUGAUAUCCUUAAAACUUAGGCAGAUCACCUUUAUUUUCAAAUUGAAUAUUGUUUGCCGG